Triticum aestivum (bread wheat) is the source of this 1387-nucleotide messenger RNA. RefSeq names its product transcription factor MYB52. NCBI's taxonomy places the organism in Eukaryota, Viridiplantae, Streptophyta, Magnoliopsida, Poales, Poaceae. The transcript has 3 exons. The record is from RefSeq and is a predicted model, not a curated record. Gene Ontology annotation, molecular function: RNA polymerase II cis-regulatory region sequence-specific DNA binding; DNA-binding transcription factor activity, RNA polymerase II-specific. Gene Ontology annotation, cellular component: nucleus. Bases 360 to 1082 code for a protein of 240 amino acids. Gene Ontology annotation, biological process: regulation of DNA-templated transcription.
CAGUUAGACAGAGAGAGAAACUGCCUGCUCAUCACUUUCCCUUGGCCCCCUCUCCCCACCUUUCUAUCUAUCUAUAUAUCCCCCACCUCUUAUCUUUCUCUUGCCUCUUCUCAUCCUGCCGAUCUUUGUCUCUUCUCUUCCCUUCUCUCUCUUUGCAUCUUGUUCAUCUCUCUCCAGUGGCCCUCGAAUCGAUCGAUCUUGGUCUUAAACUAGCUUUAGUUAGUUAGUUCAUUCUUUUGCUGCUGUUUAUGUGCAGCUAGCUUUUCAAAUCUAAUUAUAUAUUUAAGAGAUAGCUAGCUAGAGGGAUCCAUAGAGGUUAGAGAGAUUUGUUGCUUAUUUGGGCGAUCGAUCGAGGGAGGAUGUGCACCAGAGGCCACUGGAGGCCGUCGGAGGACGAGAGGCUCAAGGAGCUCGUCGCGCGGUACGGGCCGCACAACUGGAACGCCAUCGCCGAGAAGCUCCAGGGCCGAUCAGGGAAGAGCUGCAGGCUGAGGUGGUUCAACCAGCUGGACCCGAGGAUCAACCGGAGCCCCUUCUCGGAGGAGGAGGAGGAGCUGCUCCUGGCCUCGCACCGCGUCCAUGGCAACCGGUGGGCCGUCAUCGCGAGGCUCUUCCCGGGCCGCACCGACAACGCCGUCAAGAACCACUGGCAUGUGAUCAUGGCGCGCCGGUGCAGGGAGCGGAUGAGGCUGUCGUCCAACAGACGUGCCACGCCCGCCGCCGCCUCCACCACCACCGCCGGUGCCGAGAAAGACGAGAGCCCUAAGAACACCACGGGCGGCGAGAAGCCGAGACUUCCGGAGACGAAUACCAUGGCCGCCUUGCUCCAUAAGUACCGCAGAGAAUUUGCUGCCCCCUUCGCGAUCAGCCAUCACAGUAGCAAGGAGGGUUACUGCUCAUCCACGAAUGAAGAUACGAAUAGAUCGGUGGAGUUCUACGAUUUCCUCCAGGUGAACGUGAGCUCGAGCGACACCAAGUGCGGCUCGAGCAUCGAGGAGAACCGGGACGACGACGACGAUCAGCAAGCCGAAGGGCAGGUGUCGCUCAUAGAUUUCAUGGAGGUUGGGACUUCUCGUCAGUGAUUUAUCUUAUCUAUAUGUGUUAUGGGUCAGUAUUUAACUAGGGGUGGUGCAUCCAAAGCAGCUUGUAAUGCUUUGUGAGGAGGCCGGGCCAUGCUACAUCUGUAGCAAUCUAACACCAAAUAUACUUAUAGAGGAAGCUAAGCGAAAUGCAAAAGUAUAUAUAUGACAUGUACAUUUAAUUUAUUGAUGUACGCACACAUGCAUGUAUAUGCCCGUCCAUGCAGAGUUCUUCGUGAGAUAUGGAGAACGAGGCUUUUCUCUCAUCAUUUGUAAAUUUAAUUAAUAAUAAACAUUUUUUGUUCUCA